AUGAUCUGUCCGGACCGGUCCCGGUCGAGUGGGCGACCUGUCGAGCUCACCCACCUGCACCUGCAGAACAACGAUCUGACGGGAGCAUACCGGCAGAGCUGGGAGACCUCGCUGUACGAGGAGCUGCGGCUCGACAGCAACGACCUGACCGGCCAGCUUCCCCCAGAGCUGGGAAGCCUGAUCAGGGUCACUCGCCUCUGGGUGGCCGACAACGACCUGUCCGGCUCCAUACCGGCUGAGCUCGGCGAUGGCGAACCUCGAUUGGCUGAACCUGGGGCGGAACACUUCAGCGGCCAGAUUCCCGCUGAGCUGGGCAACCUGUCGCGGAUGCGGCGGCUCUACAUCUACGAGAACGACCUGUCUGGGCCCAUACCCGGAGCUCUGGGCAGCCUGUCGCGGCUCACACACAUAGUGGCCCAGGCGAACGACCUGAGCGGCGAGAUACCUGAAGAGCUGGGGAGCCUGGCGAACCUGGUGUGGAUGGGUCUCCAUGACAACGACCUGACAGGCGAGAUACCUGCGGAGCUGGGCGGUCUUGCCAAGCUGCAGCGUCUAUACCUGACCAACAACGAGCUGUACGGGGAGGUACCGGAGGAGCUUGGGGACCUGUCGGCGCUGACCGACCUUUGGCUGAACCACAACUACCUGUCGGGCCAGAUUCCACACUCACUCGACAACCUGGACAAGCUCAGCAGGCUGAGGUUGGCUGGCAACAGGGCUCACGGGUGUCUGCCCGCGGGCCUGGCCGCCGUGGGUAACAGCGAUGCCGACCAACUGGGUCUGGAGACCUGUGCAGACCCGCCGUCGGAACCGAGUACGGAGUACAGGAGAAGACGGCUCCGAGCCGUUGCACCUAAGCAGGCAGCGACGGGCGACUGUGCAACUGGAGGCGCGGUGCCCGACGCGGCCAACAACCCCGGCCUGGUGUCCGACUGCGAGGCGCUGCUUGCGGCGCGGGACACCCUGGCACGGACAGGUUCGCUGAACUGGUCAGCGGAUACUCCCAUCACUAAGUGGGAUGGCAUCACAGUGCGAGGAACUCCGAUGUUCCGAAACUUGGCGUUCGCCAUGCGAUGUGUCCAGUGUGGGCAUGAGUGGGAUGUACCGCGACCGCUGGACUACCCGAAACUCAUGUCCAUUCCGAUAACCGUCGGUCGCCUGAAAUCGGGCUACCCCGCGCGCACAGCGGGCCAACGCGCGACGGAAACGACGGGGUAG
Molecule: messenger RNA, 1218 nt
Organism: Geodia barretti
Lineage: Eukaryota; Metazoa; Porifera; Demospongiae; Tetractinellida; Geodiidae
Source: the annotation of a GenBank genome assembly